This is a messenger RNA of Lolium rigidum, 436 nucleotides long. RefSeq lists its product as uncharacterized. Bases 1 to 309 code for a protein of 102 amino acids. NCBI's taxonomy places the organism in Eukaryota, Viridiplantae, Streptophyta, Magnoliopsida, Poales, Poaceae. The record is from RefSeq and is a predicted model, not a curated record. The transcript has 3 exons.
AUGUGCCGCCGCCACCUGCUGCUCCGGCUGCCGCCGACCGCAUCCGCCGCCGCUGCUCGCUGCCCAGCUCCGCCCGAGUCUCCUCCCUCGAAUCCCCACCGCCGCGACACAGCUCUGCUACCCGGAGCGGCGCUCCCUGCUACUCCUCUUCAGCCGUAUCUGCAUGCUUUCCUCGUCGGAUUUCCAGAUGUGAUUCACUUCAUGUUCUCCAAGGUUGGCUCUGACUUAACCAUGGAUGCUACAUGCAGAAAACUAUUUUCAGUAUUCAGGAGAAAGGUCCUCUGUUUACUAAAUCAGACAACAAAGUGAAGAAGGCUACUAUCGGCUUUUGUGCUAGAACUCCAAAACGGCAAAAAUAUGUGAAGGUGACAAGGAGGAAGUUAGAGGCCGGCGGUACAAGCUGAAUGUACACGCUAGCUUUCCCAUUCAAGAUAGU